AUGAAACUUGCCUGUAAUUUGUUUGGUCUCCGGGUGAGCAGGCUGAAGGGCCUGGAACAUUUCGUCAAUCCUGUUAUCAAACUGGUCUUGAUUAGUGACUUCAUCAAUGUGGUCACAAGGUUGUACAUCCUGGUUGACGAGGUUGUACAACCUCGCCAACCAGGAGGCAAUCCUGCUGGCUGGCGAGGCUGUACAACCUCGCCCGCUAGGAUUCCCUCCUGGUCAACGAGGUUGUACAACCUCGCCGGCCAGGAUUCCCUCCUGGUCAACGAGGUUGUACAACCUCGCCGGCCAGGAUUCCCUCCUGGUCAACGAGGUUGUACAACCUCGCCGGCCAGGAGGAUUCCCUCCUGGUCAACGAGGUGGUACAGCCUCGCCGGCCAGGAUGUACAACCUUGUGACCAGGAGGAUUCACUCCUGGCCAGCAAGGUGGGCCUUGUCAACCUUGUAGGACACCGGCCGGUGUCCUACAAGGAUCAACAAGCUGUUUUUUUUCAAACACUAUGCUAUCCCAUAGGACCCAUGCCUGGGUCCUAA
This is a messenger RNA of Puccinia graminis f. sp. tritici CRL 75-36-700-3, 537 nucleotides long. RefSeq lists its product as uncharacterized. The record is from RefSeq and is a predicted model, not a curated record. The transcript has a single exon. Lineage: Eukaryota; Fungi; Basidiomycota; Pucciniomycetes; Pucciniales; Pucciniaceae. Bases 1 to 537 code for a protein of 178 amino acids.